AAAUGUCAGCGUGGUGGGGACUGAUGAGGUGUGUCCUCGGCAGGAUGGAUUCUUGCUGCCAGCUUUGGCCGUGGGCAUUAUUUGUACUGCUGGCUGCCCCGUGGCUCCUGGAGGCACAGGGAGCCUGUCCCCAGGGAGCCUGCUACCCCCCUGAUGGAGACCUCCUGCUGGGACGAGCCCAUCUCCUCAGAGCUUCCUCCACCUGUGGCCUCACCAAGCCUGAGACCUACUGCACACCCCAUCGCGAGUGGAGCAUGAAAUGCUGCAGGUGUGACUCACGGCUGCCCCACGUCUACAACGGGCACCGUGUGGAGAACGUCCUCUCCUCUGCGGGGCACUCGCGCUGGUGGCAGUCCCAGAACGGCAUCGAGCAUGUCUCUCUGCAGCUGGACCUGGACCAGACCUUCCAACUCAGCAGCAUCCUGCUUCACUUCAGGUCUCCCCUGCCUGCUGGCAUGCUGGUCGAGCGCUCCACCGACAUGGGCAGGACCUGGCAGGUGUACCAGUACUUGGCCUCCGACUGCGCCGCUGCCUUUCCCCGCGUCCCCCGGGGCUCCCCCGAGAGCUGGCAGGACCCUCGGUGCCAGACACUGCAGGGCUCCCCCGGGCACGGUGGCACGGUGAAGUUCAGCAUCCAAGACCUGGCAUCUACCAUCACUACCUCUUACAGCCAGACUGUUGAUAACCUGGGGCAGUUCACCAACCUGCGGAUCAACUUCACCGAGCUCCCCCACAUCCCACGCCAGGGCUACCACUCUCCCAGCACCUUCUAUGCCGUGACAGAGAUGCGGGUGCUGGGGAGCUGCUUCUGCCAUGGCCAUGCUGACCACUGCACCUCUUCAGGAGACCUUCAUGGUGUGCAGGUGCCCGGGCACUGCCUGUGCCAGCACAACACUGCUGGUCCCCACUGCGGUCACUGCGCUGCCCUCUACAACGACCGGCCCUGGGCCCCCGCGGAGGACAACGAUCCCCACGAGUGCCAGAGGUGCAACUGCAAUGGUCACUCGACCUCCUGCCGCUUCGACCCGGAGCUGUACCGCGCCAGCGGAGGGGUGAGCGGGGGGGUCUGUGACGAUUGCCAGCACAACACCGAGGGCAACCACUGCGAGCGCUGCAAAACCAACUAUUUUCGCAACCCGCAGCAAGAUCUCGCCCAUCCUGAAGCCUGUCUGCCCUGUGAGUGUGACCCGGACGGCACCGUGCCGGGCUCUGUCUGCGACCCGCUGACAGGGCGCUGUGUCUGCAAGGACAACGUGCAGGGGGAGCGCUGCCACCUCUGCAAGCCGGGCUUCGCACAGCUGGCCAACGCCAACCCCCUGGGCUGCCGCAGAUGUACCUGCAACGUGCUGGGAACGCGGCAGGACCUGCCCUGCGACGACGAGACAGGGAGGUGCUUCUGCCUGCCCAACGUGGUGGGCAGCGACUGCGACCAGUGUGCGGCCGAGCACUGGGAGAUGGGGAGUGGCCAGGGCUGCCGGCCCUGCGGCUGCCACCCCCACGGCUCCCGCAGCCCCCACUGCAACCAGUUCACAGGACAGUGUCCGUGCAGAGAAGGCUUCACGGGACGCACGUGCUCUGCCCCUCAGGAGCAGGUUUGCCCAGACAGGCACUAUGGAGAUGUCUGGGUGGGGUGCACAGAGUGUGACUGUGACUUCCAGGGCACAGUGGAGGUGGGUUGUGAGAAGACCUCGGGCCAAUGCCUCUGCCGCCCGGGUGUCACGGGCCCCCGCUGCGACCAGUGCCAGCGGGGCCACUGCAGCAGCUACCCCGGCUGCCAGCUGUGCCACCCCUGCUUCCGAGCCUACGACGGGGACAUCCAGCGCCUCCGCCUGCGCCAGGCCGGCCUCGGCAACUCCACCGCCCGCCUGCCCCCGGGGGACGGGGGGUCCCGCUUCAGCCCCCGCCUCUCGCAGGCGGAGAACAAGGUGCAGCAGGCGCAGGGCAUCCUCGGCCACUCCCCCCCGACAGAGCAGAGCCUGGCCCGGGUGGGCAGCGCCCUCGCUGCCAUCAGAAAGCAGGUUCAAGGUAUAAAUCCUGACCUUCGUUUUCUGGAUGAGACUGCCUCUCUGUCAAGAGAGCUCGAAGCCCUCAACAGCAGCUUGCUUAUCACUAACACCCAGUACCAGAGCAAGAAGAGCCAGUUUGAAACCAGCCGCAGCACGGAUCUGUCAGGAGCCUUCAAGACAAUCAGAUCUGCUUACCAGACCUCCACCAAUGCCAGCAGCCUUGUUGCUGGCACCUCCGGGCUGCUGGCCGAGUCCCGGGAGAGCCGCAGGAGCGCGGCGGCGCUGGAGCAGGGGCUGGCGGAGUCCAGUGCCAAGCUGCUGACCCUGAAGGGCCAGAUCGCCUCAUCUCCCAACCUGACCCCGGUCAUAAAUCAGGUCUGCGGUGGUUCCCGAGUGGAGAUGUGCACCCCGGCCCACUGCGAGGGGCUGCUCUGCCCACCAGACCCCAGCCCAGCCUGCGGGGCCGGCCAGUCCUGCCGCGGCCUCCUCCCCGUCUCCCGCGGGGCCCUCAGCUCGGCCGGGGAAGCCAACCGGGAGCUGCGCAGCCUGAGCGCCCGGCUGCGGGACACGGCGCAGCUGAUUGAGACGACAGAGACGUCUGUGAAUGAGAUUCAAAGCAACACCCGGCGGCUGGUGGAGCAGGUGACAGUGGCAAGGACCCAGAUUGAAGGAGACGUCCGGCGCAUCCAGCAGUUCAUCCAGCAAGUCCGGAGCUUCUUGUCAGACAAGGACAUGGACCCUGCCACUAUCCAGCAGAUCAGCGAGUCUGUUCUCUCCCUGCGCCUCCCCACGGAUGCUGCUGCAGUCCUGAGGAAAAUGACUGAGAUCCAAAAUAUGGCGACUAAGCUGCAGUGCCCAGAGAACAUCCUGGCCCAGACGGCCGAGGACAUGGCCAGGGCCAAGCAGCUGCAGCAGCAGGCAGAACAAGCCAGGAACCGGGCUAAUGCCGUGGAGGGCAACGUGGAGGAGGUGCUGGGAAACCUGCGACAAGCCAACACGGUGCUCCUGGAGGCCCGGGGAGCCAUCAGGGGCUCCAGCUCCUCCCUCCGCUUCAUCCAGGAGCGCGUUGAUGAGAUCGAGGCCGUUCUUGGUCCCGCUGAGAAGAACCUGCAGGCCAUGGUGGCCCAGCUGGAGGGGCUGGGGGAGCAGCUCUCGGUGCUGCAGGGCAGGGCGGCCCAGAACCGGCUGCGGGGCAGCGAGGCGGGGCAGACGGGCAGCGAGGCGGGGCAGCGCGCCCGCAGCACACAGCAGGCUUUUGAACAAGUGAAGCAAAUGUACACUGAGCUGAAGGGAAGGAUGGAGCAGAGCCCAGCCCUGGGAGAGCAGGGCAGCAGGGUGCAAAGCAUAGACCUGGAGGCACAGGCUCUCUUUGAGGAAACUUUGGCCAUGAUGCUCAGGAUGGAAACUUUAGAGGUGGAAAUUCAGGAAAGCAACAAGGCUUUGAUGUCCAAGUCAGCCAGGCUGUCAGGCCUGGAGAAGCAGGUGGGAAUGAUCCGAGAUGCCAUCGCCAAGCGAGUCGCCUACUACGAGAGCUGCUCCUGAGCAGCUGCCCAUGCCCCCAUGGCACGGCCUUCCUCCUGCAGGCACUGACUGCUGGAUUGAUCCCCAUUUUCCAGCUGGAGUUCUCGUGUGCCCAAUGUCUCUAUUUCUAGCAAACUGAGUUUCCAUACCUCUGGAAAAUAGCUGCACUGAGCCAAAGGAGCAGCCCCCUGGAGAGGGCUCACCUUGGCUGGACUGCCUGGAGCUGCCGGUGGUUGGAGAUAGAAGAGGGAGAGACAUUGUCUUCCAUUGCAAAUAAAAACAUCCCCAAAGCUGUUAUUCCCAAAGGGGUUUAUAAACCAAGACAUUCUUCCUUUUCCUUGUUUUAGGCUAUUCAAGCUCUUGAAGCUGAAUGUCACUUUUCAAAUUAAAACCCUCAUGUGGGGCCCUUUCAUACUUUUUA
Apus apus (common swift) is the source of this 3948-nucleotide messenger RNA. RefSeq names its product laminin subunit beta 3 (gene LAMB3). The transcript is spliced from 23 exons. The record is from RefSeq and is a predicted model, not a curated record. Lineage: Eukaryota; Metazoa; Chordata; Aves; Apodiformes; Apodidae. The coding region runs from base 3 to 3548 and encodes 1181 amino acids.